This is a messenger RNA of Adineta steineri, 1194 nucleotides long. The record is from the annotation of a GenBank genome assembly. Lineage: Eukaryota; Metazoa; Rotifera; Eurotatoria; Adinetida; Adinetidae.
AUGAAUUUCAAAACUAUAUUCUAUUGUCUAUUCGUUGUACUACAUAUAACUGAUGCCCUUCCAGUCAACUUUAGUUCUGAUCAAUUGAACAUUGAUUGGUUAAUUAACAGUAAUAAAAUCGCUCUUGGUUAUAACCCAUCACGUGGAAAUCCAAUAUGUUAUUCAGGGGAUUGUGUUAUGAAAGGAUUUGGUGCUCCUGUAUUCAAAUUGCAAUAUACUAAACGUCCAAUUGGCUCUUGUUUAGAAAAACUUUUACCUGAACAUAUCGAAGUUACUUGUAUACCAGCAUCUGAAGUAAAUGCAAAAACUGAAAAGAUCAGUACAUUUUAUGAAUAUAAAGAAAGUUACAGUAAAAGUGAAAGUUCAGGUGUAAAUUUAGGAAUAGUCAAUUUUGGUUCAUCCGAUGAGACAUCAUGGAUGUUGGAUAAUAUUUAUAAAUACAAUUAUACAAUGUAUUAUACAUAUGUAAGAAUGUCAUUUGUAAAAUUAAUGCUUUUUGCACCUCGUUUGGAUUUAACGGAAGAAUUUCAAGCUGUUAUUGCUGCUAUGCCAUGUUGCCAUAUUGGAUGUGAAACAACCGAAUCAUAUAUUCAAAAAUCAAUUUUCGAUCAGUUUGGAUAUACUUAUCUCAAUGAAAUUCUCCUUGGUGGAGUAGCACAGCAAUUAAUUACAAUCAAUAGUUCUGAUAUCGAAAAAAUCUAUGAAGAAGGUCAUAACAGUGCAAGUCAAGCAGGAGUUUCAUUUGGUAUUUCUUUUGGAAUGACGGAGAGUGAAUCUCAUAACAAAGGAAAUCAUACUAAAUUUAUGAAAUAUGUUCAGAAUGUUUAUGCAUCAACGGCAGGUGGUCAACCAUUCGAUAAUUCAAUACAAAAUGAAACAGUAAAAACGAUGCCAUUGAAUGAAUGGUUUACGACUGUACCUAACAAUCCAGUAAUCACUCAAAUGAGAAUGACAAAAUUAUCAGAAUUACUUACCAAAGAAAGAUUUCCAAACGAUACUCAGAUUGAAGACAAGGCACGACUUAUAGAAUUAGUAUGGGCUAAAUAUGAUGGAAAUCAGGCACUUGCUAAAUGUGUGAAUGAUUGUACGAGUCCAUGUCAUGGAAGAUGUGUCUCUACAGGUUACUUCCAGUUUGGUUUGUGUGUCUGUCAGGCUGGCUUUACUGGACAUGAUUGUUCGAUAAGACUUUUCUAA